UUCAUCCUCAGCGAGCCUGCCUUUGAUGUUCUGCGUACCCAAGAGGCGCUCGGAUAUAUCGUCUCGCUUGCGAAAUUUCGCACUAGACAAACAGAAAGGGUCAACAUUAUUGGCUCCACAAUUCUCGUUUGUAACGACGUCAAUUCGAAUUCAACCAGUACGGUUUCUGGCAAAAUAUCUGCCUUCUGGCGAUUCGUGGCUCCUCGUGUAUUGGCAUCGUCGCAGACAAAGCUCUUCCAGACAUCAGUAGGUACCUUCUGCGAAAUGAAAAUCGCAAGCAUUUAG
This is a messenger RNA of Protopolystoma xenopodis, 285 nucleotides long. Lineage: Eukaryota; Metazoa; Platyhelminthes; Monogenea; Polystomatidea; Polystomatidae. The record is from the annotation of a GenBank genome assembly.